CUCUUAAUGGCACAAACUCGAAAUUAUCCCAACGCACUUGACAAGCCAGAGCAAUCCCCCACCAAUCUCCCUUCAUCCACUCUCUCUCUUCCUGUCCAUUCUCUCUCUUCCCUCCCUAAAAUUUCUUUCCAAUUUCCCAUUUAUUUUUCCCCCCAUCAACCAAAGAUUAAAACUUUAAUAUUUUCUCCACGAACCCAAAUACCACCACUCGCUUAAACACUCAAAAAAAAUAAUUUUCAACCCCUCAUAUUAUUAUGGCCUUUCAUGUUGCUUGCCCAAUUACCUGCCGGCGGAUAUGUUUCUGUGCUUUGGGCUUUCCGGGGAGGCUGCGGAGCGAGAAGGGCAAGAACGACUUUUUGGAGGAGGUUGCUAGGGUUGAGCAGUUCUUGAAUGACCCGUGGUUGAUCAAGGCAACGGAGAAUGCAACGGUUCAGGUUAAGGUUCCGAAAGUUAUUGUCUCACAAGCGCCGCCGCCUCCGCCGCCCCAAUUUGCGGCGGUCGUGUCGGUGGGGGGUGGAGAAGAUGAGGCAGCCGCGAUGGCAGCAGCUUCGGCGCAGGUAAAGAGGGCUGCGCUGCAGAAGCAAGCAGCUGCUGCUUCGAUGGUGGCUGAGGAUUACGCUAGGAGGUUUGAGUCUGGCGAUUUGGCGACUUCUGUAAAGGAUGCUGCUGGAGAAGAGCAAGGUCAGUCAACUACCAAAAUAAUGUGUCGGCUAUGCUUUUCUGGUGAAAAUGAAGGAAGUGAAAGGGCAAGAAAGAUGUUAUCUUGCAAUAGUUGUGGCAAGAAGUACCACCGGAACUGCCUAAAAGCUUGGUCUCAACACAGAGAUCUUUUUCACUGGAGUUCUUGGACUUGCCCCUCUUGCCGCAUAUGUGAGGUGUGUCGAAGAACUGGAGAUCCAAAUAAGUUUAUGUUCUGUAAAAGGUGUGACGGUGCAUACCACUGUUACUGUCAGCAACCUCCACACAAGAAUGUUGGCCAUGGGCGUUAUUUGUGUCCAAAACACACCAAGUGCCAUAGCUGUAGUUCUUCAGUCCCUGGAAAUGGCCUAAGUGUAAGAUGGUUUUUGGGCUAUACUUGUUGUGAUGCUUGCGGAAGAUUGUUUGUAAAAGGAAAUUACUGCCCUGUUUGUUUAAAGGUCUAUAGAGACUCUGAAUCAACUCCCAUGGUUUGCUGUGAUAUCUGUCAACGCUGGGUGCAUUGUCCCUGUGAUGGGAUCAGUGAUGCAAAAUACAUGCAAUUUCAAGUUGAUGGAAAUCUCCAAUAUGUUUGUCCUACUUGUCGUGGAGAAUGCUGCCAGAUCAGGAAUCUUGAGGAGGCUGUUCAGGAGCUCUGGAGACGAAGAGAUGAGGCUGACAAGGAUCUGAUAGCAAGCUUGAGGGCAGCAGCUGGUCUGCCAACUGAAGAAGAAAUUUUUGACAUUUCACCUUUUUCUGAUGAUGAAGAGAGUGGACCCAUCUUAAAGAAUGAGUACAGCCGUUCUUUGAAGUUUUCUCUUAAAGGGUUAGGUGAUAAAUCACCACGGAAGAGCAAAGAGCAUGGGAAAAAAUCUUCAAAUAAGAAGUAUGGCAAGAAAAAGGGUAACGAAACAUCUAUAAUUGGUGGAAUUGAUGCUUAUCAAAGUAUUGGUGGGAACGCUGAUGGUCCAUUUGGAUAUAACACAGGCGAUAUUAAGAAUGAAGAAAUGCAAUUUUCUGGUGAACUUGCUAGUCUCUCUCCUGUUGCCGGAGAUUUGACAGAAGGUGUAUCUGCAGCAAAUGAGGCUGCGGUCUCCAAACACAAGAAUGUUGAUGAGGUUACAACAACCAAUGUAACUAAGGCAUCUAGAACUAUCAAAAUAAAGAGUAGUAAGUCUCACGGCUUGAAUACCAGGGAGGAAACUGGAACUAAUAAUGGCGGGCCCAAGACUACGCAAGGACCAAAGCUUGUUAUACAUUUGGGUGGGCGAAGUAGAAAUGCAACUAGUCCUCCAAGAUCUGAAGGUUCGAGCUUCAAAAGGGGUCAAGAAUUGCCUUCUUCAAAUGUAGGAGCUGAGGAUACGAGUCAACUGAAACAUCCUGAGUAUAUCGACAGGCCUGACACUGGAUCUAAAUUUGGCGAUUCAAAAGGACACAAAAUAGACCACACUGAUCAAAAAAAGGGUCCUAAGUUACGAGAAAAAGACAGCCAUUUGAUAAAGUUCAAGAAUGCCAAUUCAGAACUCUCUAUCAUUAGCUCAAAACUUACUGGAGGAGAAUUCGCUGAUGGGUAUGAAUCUGUUUCCCCAAAGAAUACAUAUUCUAUUCUAGGAAAGAGGGGUACUGAAGACAGUGCAUCUGUAAGGAGUGGCUCUGAAGUCCCAGUCAGUCGGAGGACCAAAUAUUCUUCCGUGAAGCCUGCUGAGGAUAGUCCUAUUUCUGGUGACUUGAUUGAUGAUAAUAGUAGCAUACCUUCCAUUUCACAGGCUUCAACCAAGGAUCGCAAGCCUUUCUUGAAGUUUAAAAUUCCCAAGAAUUCUAAUAAUGGCAACCAAAAUGUUCCCAGUAGUUUCAGUAAUGUAACUCAGAAUCCAUUGCCACUUCCUGGGAAGGAAGAGAUAACUUAUACCCGGGGUCAAAGGUCAAAACGGAGAAGACCAGGACAAGGUGAUGAAGAUGCAUCCCAAUGGCGUGAAGACACAAUGAAGGACUUCACAGAUGCCAAUUGGAUACUGCAGAAAUUGGGAAAAGAUGCUGCUGGGAAGAGAGUAGAAGUUCAUCAAGCAUCCAACAAUUCUUGGCAUAGGGGGACCGUGGUAGAAGUCUUUGAGGGUACGUCAGUCGUUUCAAUUGCUCUUGAUGAUGGGAAGAAGACCAAGAGUUUUGAACUUGGGAAGCAAGGAAUCCGUUUCGUUUCUCAGAAGCAAAAGUAUUGAUUUAGAUAUUUGGAACAGAUGCUAUGUUCUUGAAAGCAAGCAGUGAAAGAUCAACCGAAGAUUGCAGGGAUUGUCUAAUCCAUUGCCCAACUCCGAAGCUUCGGAAACGUGAAGUCCCUUCCAGCAGAAGCUGUUCCAUUUUUCACCUUAGCAUCUCAUUUUCCUUAUCAAAUUCAGUUGAAUUCAUGUCUUUUCAGCCUUCUGUUUUUGAGAUUAAUAUUUCGUUAUUGCUGUAAUGUGACUGCCGGUCAUAAUUCUGUGCAGUUAAUCUGUCGAGCUUCUAUUGUUUGCUAAGGUAUGUUUCUGUAAUUGCAUAGAGUGGAUAAUGUAUUUUAGAUCAUGCUCCUAGAGAAAGGAAUGGUAGUGCUGUAAGCCACAUAUGACUGAUAAUUGGCACAGUGAAGGUACCUUCUGUAGGUUAAUUGAAUGUUAUUUGAAAUCUCAAUUUGUACUUCCAA
Messenger RNA from Sesamum indicum (sesame), 3349 nucleotides. RefSeq lists its product as uncharacterized. The record is from RefSeq and is a predicted model, not a curated record. NCBI's taxonomy places the organism in Eukaryota, Viridiplantae, Streptophyta, Magnoliopsida, Lamiales, Pedaliaceae.